Molecule: messenger RNA, 5370 nt
Organism: Solenopsis invicta (red fire ant)
Lineage: Eukaryota; Metazoa; Arthropoda; Insecta; Hymenoptera; Formicidae
Gene: cwo
Product: transcription factor cwo
Exons: 6
Coding region: 2318-3544 (408 amino acids)
Biological process (GO): anterior/posterior pattern specification; regulation of transcription by RNA polymerase II; regulation of circadian rhythm
Cellular component (GO): nucleus
Molecular function (GO): RNA polymerase II cis-regulatory region sequence-specific DNA binding; protein dimerization activity; DNA-binding transcription factor activity, RNA polymerase II-specific
Source: RefSeq, a predicted model, not a curated record
GAGAACCAACGACUGCAGCGGAGUGACCGGCGACGGCGGAGAGGCGACAGAGAUAGAGAGGUAGGGAUGGAGCAGCGAGCGCGUGACAGGACACGUGAUCGGGAGCACACGGUGCUCGCGUGACCGGCCCCGUGACGUCACGCGCACGUGUCGCAUAGCGUGGUAACCACCGCUGCACGCUUCCCACUCCAGGCCAGCCCAACAGCCGCCGAGCCGCUCGCGGCUCACCUUCCUUGCCACCCUCUCCUACUCCCAUCGCAGCGAAACGCGCGAGAAUUGUGCUCCGUGUCUUGGUCAGUAGCGUCGCGAGUCCCCACUUCGCCCUCCUCCUCCUCCUCCUUCUCCGACAGCGGAAACUUUCACCUGGAAAGCCUGACAUUUUUCUUUCUCUUUCUCGUCCUUUUUUCCCCCUUUUUCUCCGCACGCGAGCUGCACCUUACGUCGCCCGAUGUAUUUGCAUCAUCGGCCGGCGGUUACGAGACGCGACGAUGCCUAGCAGUUAAGGCUCGAUAGUCCACUUGAAAGCCCGCUUGCACGUUACUUGGAAAUGAGUCGACAGGAAUUGUAGGUUAGGCAACACGCCCGAUUCCACGAGUGCUGAAGCCGCACCUGAGACGGCUCCGGAUUUACUCCUACCAGCCGCGAUUCAUCGCGAGCGCAUCGUCGGGCAGGGCCGCGCGCGUGAUUACACGUAUCCCUGCCGAGGUGACGACACGCCGUACAUUCGCGCGGUCGGUCGUCGUCGUCGAGUGCGUGCGUCGCGAAUAGCAUUACGUACCUACGACGACUUGCUGCAAUCCGCACCGGCAUCGAACCGGAGAGAUCUCGGACGAGAAGAUUACGCCCGAGCACGGCCUCGUCCAAAGUCGUCUCGUGAAAGUUCAACGAAUCUAUAUCGCGCUUAUCGCGAGAUCUUCGGAGGUGGGGGAGUGAGGUCUCUCUCUCUCUCUCUCUUUCUCGGGCCGCGAGAGAAUUCGGCGGCGGCCGGCGCGGCGGUCGAAUUACGGUCCUGGCCGGAGUUCCGCGGAAUUUCGCGAGUCAACGGCCGUAUCAGCGUUACGUUCCGAGGCGCUAUCGGCCACGUUCGAACGCGUAGAUCGAUCUUUCGGACGGUGACAAGAGGACAUCGUCAUCGUCGUCGUUGUCGUUGUCGUCAUUUCCUUGGGAAAAACGCGUUAUCUUCUCGGUUCAUGAUAUUUUACCCGGCAACUUGAGAACUGAGGAACGGAGAAGCGGCGGAUAAUAGAUAAACGAAGCGACUUCCUGAGAAACGAGCCGCCGCCGUAAAACUGCUGGGAACCAGGGCGCAUAAUUUCGUUGGGGGAACGUAGACGACAGGCGAGAGAGAGAGAGAGAGAGAGAGAGAGAGAGAGAGAGAGAGAGAGAGAGAGAGAGAGAGAGAGAGCUGAAACGGAGAAACAAAACGGCACGUGAUUCGGACCUGAAGACCUCGCAUCAAGAGGCGUAAUUAUUACGAUAGUAUUAUUACUAUUAUUAAAUAACAAACAAGAGGGAAGCGGCGGAAGAUGAAUCGCUCGUGAAAAAAAUGAGCGAAUCGUGACCGGUGCACGCGCACGGGAGAGAGAGGAGAGAGAGAGAGAGUGAGCGGAGCGCGCGCGGGAGGGUGGGGAGCAGGAGAAAGAGGGCGCCAGCACGGAUAUCGCGCGCGCGGCCGCGAGACCGGACUCGGACUACUCGGAGCGGUGGAGUGUCGUGGGCGAAUGUUCCCGUGCGUCGCGCCGGCGGCCGCCUCUCUCGUCGUCUCGCGCGAGUUGUGUCAGUGAGCCCGUGGCCGCGAAACUAACCUAAUCCCGCGCCGUGUCGUCUCGUUCGUGACGUUUUGCGUUGCGUGCCGUGUCGUGCCGUGCCGUGCCGUGUGUGCGUGCGUGCGUGCGUGCAUACUUCCGGUGCAUUCUUCCUACGCGUGCACGCGUCAUCGUCGCGGUGCGAUCGAUCGAUUCCGAACGAUCCGCGCCAAUUUGACCCAACCGGAAGGUUUCCGCGUGGUCGAUCUCCGGAGCGAAGCGGAGCCCGCGCGGAAGAGGAACAGGAGCGGCGCGAGUUUUCGCGCAUCUCUCGCGAUACGUGUAUCACGUGACACGCGCGCGUGAGCCAACUGUCGGCCCGGAGCCAAUUCUCGCGGAGGCGAGACGAUAACGCCGCGCCGGUAGCGAGUCAGGCGAGGCACAAGGCGAGACAGAAAGAAAACGAGAGGAGAGGAGAGCGGGAGGAGGAGGAGCAAGGGGGCGAGAGAGCGAUCGUCGCGAGGAUCUUUCGGAAGCGCGAAGCGGUAUCACCGCGCCUUCUAUGCGGCAAGAUGAUGGAGACGCAGAAUUAUUGGGAGGACACCUCCGCGCACUCGAUGCAGGUGAAAUACGAGAGUCUGGAUGGUAGAUCCUGCAAGGACGAGAUAUACAGAAUGGGUAUAGGAGCUGGAUACUGCGAGGGCAACCUGAACUUCGCAACGGCCUCGGAGGAUGACGAGGUUUACACCAAGAAGAAGGUCUCCAGGCAAGAUCCAAUGUCACACAGGAUUAUCGAGAAGCGCAGAAGAGAUCGCAUGAACAAUUGCCUGGCUGAUCUCAGCAGACUCAUACCGGCGGAAUACUUGAAGAAGGGUCGGGGCAGAGUCGAGAAGACGGAGAUCAUUGAGAUGGCGAUCCGCCACAUGAAGCAUCUUCAAGGCCUCCGGCAAGAUACCAAGCACUCAUCCGUGACGCCGGUGCACGCGCACCCUGAAGAUAGCGUGGACAGCGUCUCUCAUUCGACUGCGGCCUCAACCGCAGUUGAUCAUUACAAACUGGGAUUUCAGGAGUGUCUGAGCGAAACCAUGCAUUUCCUCAUUGAGGUCGAGGGCUUUUUCGCGAGAGAUGCCCUUUGCGUACAACUUAUCAACCAUUUGCAACAACAUUGCGAUAAAAUCGUAGCCACCAGUGAUCGAUUAGGCUUCCCGCACCCCGAGCUGCCAGUGCUGAACGGCGUGAUGAACGGCGCCGGUUACUCGCACACGAGUAUUCCGACGAUAUGUCAGCCCAACGGCGGCCACUCGGAUCACGGCUCGAGCUCGGGCGUGAGCUCGUUCGGCGAUCCGGAGCGUCCGCUGCUACGACCGGCGAUCGUGCCUCCGCCGACGAUCGUAAGUGACGACAGCAACCAUAGCAGCCACUCGCACAGCACACCGCCCGGAGCUGGAGCCGUUUCCUGUCGGGAUCGGCCGACCAAUUACAAGUUCAAGAGCUCGAUCAAGCAGAGGUUCUCGGCGGAAAGGAUAAAAUCGUGCUCGCCGCCAGUGUCGAACGGCGCCGGGCUAGAUAAACCGCCGUCCUCGUCGUCUCACGGGGUGCCAAUCUUCGCCCUGCACGACGCCGGUUCCUUCUACGUGCCGCUGACGGUCGAGGCAGCUCUGAUCAGACCUCAUCUGAACUUCAUUCCGGACACAGGACCCGACACCGUCCUACAUCCGGUCACGAUAUCGGUUAAUUUCAAUCAAUCAUCGCCGCCAGCAUGGUCGCAACACAGUCCUACUCACCAACAUCAGACAUAAGGGAGAGACGAGGACAGUUUGAAACGAAUGAUUUGUCAUCCGGUCACUCGUGUCCAUCGUGAGCGAGGGAGAUGUUCUCUGAUCCAUCGGACUUUCGAUUGCCAGAUCGGUAGACUGAUCUUUGGAUCAGUGCUCUAAUAUGUGAAUAUAAGAAUCCUGUGAAUUCUGGAAUAAUAAAUACUGUCGGUCAUUGCGAUGGAAUCGGGAACGAUGAUGAAGUCGUCCACGUGGCGUUUGCGAGAAUCGAGAACAGCUUAUGGUUUCUCCUAUUUCAUUAAUUGCGAUUCAGACGCAGUGGACGGUACAAAGUGGCCUAUAUACGAUACAUUUUCUUAGUAUAAUUAAUACUAUCGCUAAAUCUCAAUAAGUAAAAUAAAAGUUCUCAUUAGCAUGUUACAAAUCUCUCAUACAUAUAUCAGUAUCUUGGAGUAUAUUUGUGAUGAUAAUUGAACAUAUCGCGUAUAGGCCGCUUUUCGGAUGCAUGCAUAGGAGACGCCGAAGUCGAGGAUGUUUGUACAUUUACCGAGGCUGUGGGUCGCUUUAGCAUUUACGAGGUUCGAGAGAAAGCGUUUUAAGGGUUGUACAUAGAUAGAAUAUUAAGGAUAGGAAGCUCCAAGUCGUUCUGGCUUCGGUGUGUCUUUCUUCGUCGUUAAUGUGUAUAAUUCGGAUACCCGUUUUCCUCCAUCUUCCUUUUCCCUCAACGGACAUUUCAUCUCGUUCCCGUUUUAACUCCGUCUAUUCUCUUUCCUCGACGCUUUUUUUUCCAUCUGCUCGAUGAACGCGCUCUGCUUUUCGCGCCGCUAUUGGUCCCUUAGUCAGAAAUCAGUAUGACCGACGAUGAGUUUACGGUCGUAUAAUCGUUAAACAGUUGUAUGAGCAUGUUGAGUAUUCAGCGGAGGAGCACAUUGCGUCUCAAUAUAAAGCUGGGAUCUGGAAACAACUUCAUUUCUUACAUAUUAUCUAAGAUCAUGGCCAUAGUAUGAAUGAAAAAACAAGUCAUUAGAUAUACGACGUCCAUGGAAAAGAUUUAUUUUUGUUAAGUUAACGCAGCAAACGCAUGACAAUAGAUAAAACGUUAUCAAUCUAAUCAGAUUCAUGCAAGAGUGAUGACCUUGCUUCAAGAUCCCGACGAAUUGAUCCGUGUAAGCCGAUGAUUUUCCGUAUUUGCGAUAUAAGUUAAUUAGAAUAAAAGUGCCUACAUAUACAUACAUACAUCAUAUAUAUGCAUCCAGAUAACAAAAAAAAUUAAAAAAAAGUUUUCUAGUUCCUGAACUAUAAAAUCAAUUUUUUUUAUUUUUUAAUCUAAAAAUAUUUAUUAAAAAAAAAUUAUUUUUGUGUUACUUGAGCUAUUUUUUAGAUACAAGAUAAGUUCUUUUCUAAUUUAUUUCACAGAUCUUUUUGAAUUCGUUUUAUAGAUUAUGUUCUAUAAAGAAUUAAAAAAAUGAAUUAUAACUAUUCUCUAUUUGCUAUUUGGGGAUAUUUAUAUGGAUAAUAUAAUAUGAAUGUAUGUAUGUAUAUAUCAGUUCAUGAAUUCCACUUAUGUGAUUUUCUGAUUAUGUACGGAGAAAGUGUUUCUUUUUUUUCUGCGAAUAUAAUCCUGUGUCAUGUUCGAUCACGAGAGGAUUGAGUCUGCUUGACGCCCCGCCACAAACGGGCCUCAGCAAUUAAAGACUGACCAAGACCUGCAUUACACUAAAAAAAGAAAAAAAACAACUCUUGUAAGAUCACUCUGCAUUAAAUAUAUUUGUACAUACCACGUCUAGCUGUAACUUUAACAAAGAGAGGAGAAGAAUUUAUGCGGAAUAAAUUAUAUUUACCUUAGAAAA